AUGGCCGAGAAGCCGCGGGCGCCGGCGGGGGACCCGGACCCGGACUUGGAGCCUCAGAGCCGGCCGCGUUCCUGCACCUGGCCGCUCCCGCAGCCGGACCGCCCGGCGCGGGAGGAGGAGGAGGAGGCCGGCGGGCGCAGGCCCGAGCCGGGGGCCGGGCCCGGGGCCGGGGCCGGGCCCGGGGCCGGCGCGGGGGACGCCGCACAGCUCCAGCUCCGCAAGGCCAAGACGUCGCGGCGCAACGCGUGGGGGAACCUGUCUUACGCCGACCUCAUCACCCGCGCUAUAGAGAGCGCCCCGGAGAGGCGCCUCACCCUCUCCCAGAUCUACGACUGGAUGGUGCGCUACGUGCCCUACUUCAAGGAUAAGGGCGACAGCAACAGCUCCGCCGGCUGGAAGAACUCCAUCCGGCACAACUUGUCCCUGCACACCCGCUUCGUCCGCGUGCAGAACGAGGGCACGGGCAAGAGCUCCUGGUGGAUGCUGAACCCGGAGGGCGGCAAGACGGGCAAGGCCCCACGACGCCGGGCCGUCUCCCUGGACAACCCCACACGCUUUCUGCGCGUCAAGGGCAAGGUGGCCCGGCGGCGGCAGCUGCAGGCGGGAGGGGCGGACCGCGGCCCCGCCAGCCCGCCCCGUGCCCCGGCCGCCCCGCCGUGGCCCGAGAGCCCCGCUCCCCACUCCGGCGAGGACUUCGAGGCCUGGGCUGACUUCCGCCGCCGCGCCCACGCCGGAGCCCCCAGCGGGGCCCACACCGGGGCCCACACCGGGGCCCGCCUGUCGCCCCUCCUGGCGGAGCCCGGGCCCGAUGCCCUGCGGCGGGGCCGGGGGGAGGAAGGGGCUGGCGGCGAAGACGAAGGGGAAGAGGAUGGAGGCGCGGACCCCUCGUCGCCCCUCAUGUACCCGAGCCCUUCCAGCACCCUUUCUCCCGCCCUAAGUGCCCGCUGCUCGGCCGAGCUGCCCGCCCUGGCAGACCUGGCCGGGCCUCUCGGGCUGGGUGACCCCGGGCUCCUGGAUGAGUUGCCGGACGGUGCCUAUGGGCUGAGCCCGCCCCCCGGCCUGAGCCCGCCCCCUGGCCUGCGCCUCCCGGCCCGUGCUGCCCUCCCCCCUGCCGCCUUCCCCUUCGCCCCCAAGGGCACGGGACUGGGGCCCCCCGUGGGCCCCUACGGGCCUCCCCACGGGACCCCCCAGUUCGGGCAGCCGGGGUUGCUGCGGCGCCUCCCCAUGCAGACACUGCAAGAGAACCGGCAGGUGGGCUUCCUGCCCGCUCCGCUCCCCGGCCCACCCCCCGGCCCGAGCCCCGCCGCCGCCGCCUUCCGCCCGGCCGCCCUGCACGACCUCCUGGUCGCCAGCUCCUUCCCGCACAAGGAAGGGCGCCCGCCCGCCGCGCCCCCCAUGCCCUUGGCGGGCAGCCUGGCCCCGGCCCGUGGGCACCGACCUGGCUCGCUCCUGGGCGGCGGCGGGGCCGGGGGCUUGGGACAGUUCCCGGACCGUGGCCUGCCCCCGUUCAAGAGCCCGUACCCCGCGCUGCCCGCCGCCGCUGGGCACAGUGCCUUACCGCGCCCCAUCAGCCUUAUGUCGGUGCCCAGCGAGCCCGGGCGCGCGGGCCCCCUGGCCCUCCCCGGGCCGCCGCCCCCCUAUGGCAGUGGGCAGGGCCCACUGGGUGGGGCGGGGCUGCUGGAGGCGCUGCCGGGCCCGUCAGCUGGUGGCGUGGCCCCCGGACCCGCCCCGGGCUCCGACCGCUUCCCCGCUGACCUGGACCUGGAUAUGUUCAGCGGGAGCCUGGAGUGUGACGUCGAGUCCAUCAUCCUCAAUGACUUCAUGGACAGUGAUGACCUGGACUUCAACUUCGACUCGGCCCUGCCCCUGCCGCUGCCGCUGCCCCCGACCCUGCCUCCGCCCCCCGGCGCCACCCCCGCCAACCACAGUUGGGUGCCCGGCUGAGGGUCAGCCCGGCUGAAGGCCAGCCCGGCCGGCCGGUGGACCGACAGACGGACAGGUGGGUGCCUGCACCCUCCCCUUUGUCUUCCCAGGACGGGGGAAGGGGUGGGGGACACACGAGCCCCUACCUGAGGGGGUCUGCCUGGAGCCAGCCCCCUCCCCUGCCCAGCCUGGCUCCCAAUAAUUUGAGGCCGAGGCUCCGGCCAGAGCCGUGUGUGUAGGGGUUGUGCGUGUGUGUGUGUGUGUGUGUGCGCGUGCGUGUGUGUGUGUGUGUGUGUGUGUGUGUGUGUGGUGGGGGGGUGCCAAAGGGCCGAUGCCCCUCCCCACUUCCCCCAUCUCCCUGGGACACAUCCGGCUUUGCUAAAGAGUCCAGGCUGGCCACCCUGAACCUGCCUCCCAGGUUCUGGGCUGGGGGCUGAGGUGGGAUGGGGGACCCAGGAGGGUUGAUAGCAGCGGGCACAGCCCACGGGUAGGAACGGGAUGGAGAGGGGAAUAUGUCUGGGCCUCUGGAUGUCCCCAUCCUGUGCCCGCCCACCCCCUGUCCCCUCCAUCCGCCCCUUACCACCCCAGCUGUCUUGUGAGCUGUGCUGUGGGGUUGUCGUGUGUGCGCUCAGUGUGGUGAUAAGCAUUGUGUAUCCCGUUGUUGUGCGGUUCGACGGGGUGGGGGUCAAGGGGGAGGGCCUUCCCGACAAGACCUCCAGACCCUCCUCGGCCCCUGCCCUCAGGGGAGACCCCAGGCUGGGCAGGGCACAGAACUGAGGGAGUUCAUUGAAACACACCCUCCCUUUCCCCUCCCACCUCCCAUGGGUCAGAUCACGCCCCCCCACAGGACCUCCCCUGCUCCCCUUCCCUCUCACCUCAUAAGGCCAAGGCCCCGAGCCCCCUCCGACUCUCCCGUAUUUAUAAAUGUCAGAUCGGGGCCGGGCCGUGGCCUCCCUCUGUAGACUGUAUCCGUGGCCGUGCUGUUAGCGUGUGUGUGCUGAGUCCAGGGCCAUGUAGAGUGUGUGUACAGCAUAUUUUCAUGAAUAAAAUUGUUUUCAAUAUU
Messenger RNA from Tachyglossus aculeatus (Australian echidna), 2986 nucleotides. It is a transcript of the gene FOXO6, whose product is annotated as forkhead box O6. The record is from RefSeq and is a predicted model, not a curated record. Gene Ontology annotation, molecular function: DNA-binding transcription factor activity, RNA polymerase II-specific; RNA polymerase II cis-regulatory region sequence-specific DNA binding. Gene Ontology annotation, cellular component: nucleus. NCBI's taxonomy places the organism in Eukaryota, Metazoa, Chordata, Mammalia, Monotremata, Tachyglossidae. Gene Ontology annotation, biological process: regulation of transcription by RNA polymerase II.